GUGGGGUCGCUCAACACGUACACGUGUACGAUGUCUACCAGUACUUUGCUGCAGCUAGCUAGCUGAACCGAGAGCAGAGAGUUUGAGACGACGAUCAAGGAAUGAUGGCGGAAGGCGGAGUUACCAAGAUAAAAAGCAUCCAAGACUUGGUGCAAGAUGCGAGCAGAGUCUUCGAGGAGAAGUUUGGGAGCAAGCCGGGUGUUGCUGCAUGUGCCCCGGGGAGAAUUAACCUGAUCGGAGAGCACACGGACUACAACGACGGAUGGGUUUUUCCAAUGGCUUUACCACACGUUACAGUGCUGGUGGGCAACAAGACCAGCACUGGCGUGUGCCGUGUGGUGACCACGGCCCAGAACGCAGAUGAGCCAAAGACCGUUGAAUUCAACCUGCCCACUGCCGAUAAACCCUUGGAGCCGGGCCAGCCAGCGUGGGCUAACUAUGUCAAGGGAGUGGUGCAGUGUUAUAAGGGUACACUGUCAUCCUUUGAUGCCGUCAUUGCUUCCGCGGUCCCCCUCGGGGGAGGAGUCUCAAGCUCCGCCUCCCUGGAGGUCGCGACCUAUACCUUCCUAGAGGCCAUGGACCCCAACGGACCCACCAAGGACCUCAAGGAGAAGGCGUUGGCUUGUCAGAAGGCCGAGCACGAGUUUCCCAAGAUGCCGUGUGGCAUCAUGGACCAGUUCAUCUCAGUCAUGGCGGAGGAAGGACAUGCGCUACUCAUUGACUGUCGUUCUAUGGAAUCCAAGCUGGUCCCCUUGGCUGAUCCAAAGGUGGUUGUGCUGCUGACCAACUCCAACGUCCGACACGAGCUGACCGGUAGCGAGUACCCGACCCGGCGUAGACAAUGCGAAGAAGGAGCUGCCGGACUUGGGAAAAAGAGUCUACGAGAUGCCACGAUGGAGGAACUGAGAGCUGCUGAAGCCAGCUUUGAUAAGGACGUCUUCCGUCGAGCCAAGCACGUUAUCAGCGAGAUAAAACGCACCGUCGACGGUGUGGAGGCACUGGAGAAGAUGGACUACGUUACCUUCGGAAAGCUGAUGGUUGAGAGCCAUAACUCCUUACGUGAUGACUACGAAGUCAGUUGCCCAGAGCUGGACCAGCUUGUAGAAGCAGCCGUAGCGGUGGAUGGGGUGUACGGAUCCCGUAUGAUGGGGGGAGGAUUUGGGGGUUGCACCGUGACCUUACUGAGGAAAGACGUGGUGGAGAAAACAGUGGCAUACAUGAAGGAGAAGUACACCGGUACAGCGACAUUCUAUGUGACUGCAGCGUCCAAGGGUGCACAGAUACUGACCCUCCAGUAAAAGACUCAUUGCAUGUACUAAUUAUGUCAUAAAGAUCUAAUUCUACUUUUUGUUUUUAGUUAAUGAUUUCCUUCUAAAGGAAUUAUCUGGCUUUGUAAUCCAAAAACAGCAAUAUUUAUAUCUUUUUAACAAGUCUGUCAAAAUACCUUUUCCUUUGAGGAUGACCUGUAACCAAUUAGCAUUCAUAAAUACCGAAGACAGUUUACCCAUUCCCAUUGGUCGAGAGCCCGUCACAUGGCCGGUCUUAAACGGAUGAUAAAGACAUCGCUGG
Patiria miniata (bat star) is the source of this 1569-nucleotide messenger RNA. RefSeq names its product galactokinase-like (gene galk1). The record is from RefSeq and is a predicted model, not a curated record. Gene Ontology annotation, biological process: galactose metabolic process; carbohydrate phosphorylation. Gene Ontology annotation, cellular component: cytoplasm; cytosol. NCBI's taxonomy places the organism in Eukaryota, Metazoa, Echinodermata, Asteroidea, Valvatida, Asterinidae. Gene Ontology annotation, molecular function: galactokinase activity; ATP binding. The transcript has 7 exons. Bases 102 to 1298 code for a protein of 398 amino acids.